GAUAUUCAGCAAAUUAAUUUCCCUUUCAAAGUUCAGUGUUUUAACUAUUUGAUGACUCACCUACCUGACACAUUAACCAAGAGACGUAAGGAAGCUUGUAGAGUAACUAGUAAGAAUAUAGUUUAUACCUUAACAGAAGAAACCUACAGAGUGAUGAUUUUUGGUAGGGAUUUGGAUAUUUCUAUGUACGUCGGCUCUCGUGUUUUUCAUUGGGCCGUGCAGUGACACCAGAUACCUGAUCGAGGUGGAGCUUCUUGGGAUUUUAUUUGCUCAGCUAACACAUGAGUUAAGAACAUUUUUUCACCACACGUGUAUAUUACGGUCUAUUUCAGAAGUUUUGCAGAUUUUUAGUUGAGAAAAUCAUUACUGGGAGUUGUUUUGUUUUGUUUUCUCUGAGUGUUGCAUGAAUUUCAGUAUUAAUUAUGGAUGAUCUGAAUGGAACAAUCGAUCCCAGAUGUCUAGCUGAGCCACCUAUGGCUAUGGACGUUAUUAACGAGCUGGAUAUGUUUGGGAUUGCUCUAUACUCCAUCCUGACGUUUAUGGCUACUGUGUCUCUACUGGUGUAUGCGGAGCAGUGUGCGUAUGUCUACAAAAACGUACCCUACCCAAAGAAAACCAACAUCAUUUGGGUCACCGGUGCUGCACCAGUCAUUUCUACUAUGUCAUGCCUUGGAAUGUGGAUCCCAAGAAGCACCAUGUUCACAGAUAUGACCUCUAACUCAUAUUUUGCGGUCGUGAUCUAUAAGAUUCUGAUUCUCAUGCUGUUGGAGUGUGGUGGUGAAGAAGCCUUUUUGAGACACUCGGUAAAGAAGACGUUCUGGAUCAGCACUGGACCGUGUUGCUGUUGCUGCCCCUGCCUCCCCCGAGUGCCAAUCACACGGCGUGUGCUGUUCCUGCUAAAGCUGGGAUCGCUGCAAUAUGCCAUCAUGAAGCCGGCCCUCUCUGUUCUCUCUGUUAUUUUGUGGACCAAUGGAAUCUACGAUCCUAAUGACCUAAGUAUAACAAGAGCCACUAUCUGGAUAAACCCAUUCGUAGGAGUCCUGACUAUUAUCUCCUUGUGGCCGGUAGGCAUCAUGUUCAUGCACAUACAGAAGACACUGCGCAGCAUCAAGAUCAUCCCCAAGUAUGCCAUGUAUCAGCUGGUUUUGGUUCUGAGUCAGCUGCAGUCAGCUAUUAUUAAUAUCCUGUCACUUAAUGGAAAAAUCGCUUGCUCUCCACCUUUCUCAUCUCCAGCCCGAGGAUCUAUGCUUAGUCAGCAGUUAAUGAUUAUCGAGAUGUUCAUCAUCACGAUGGUGACGAGGACACUCUACAGACGUUCCUACGAGCCUGUCGAGCUGGAACCUAACGAGAGUGUAAAUAACUUGGAUGUUAAACUCAGCUUAAACUCCGCCUUAGACGAGGAACAUGCUGCAUGAUGUGAAAGAAUAUAUUUAUAAUUCUAUGCCUUUUGUAUUAGUGUAUUUGUAUUACAGUACGUCAUAUAUCACUUCAUGUUUGGUGUGUAUAUAGUAUAUAGGUAAAAUAAAAUAAAACAUACAGAUA
Messenger RNA from Tachysurus fulvidraco (yellow catfish), 1542 nucleotides. RefSeq names its product organic solute transporter subunit alpha-like. Lineage: Eukaryota; Metazoa; Chordata; Actinopteri; Siluriformes; Bagridae. Gene Ontology annotation, molecular function: transporter activity. The coding region runs from base 423 to 1415 and encodes 330 amino acids. Gene Ontology annotation, biological process: transport. The record is from RefSeq and is a predicted model, not a curated record. The transcript is spliced from 8 exons.